UGAAAAUGGCACCAUCUGGUACCUUUAUGCAGAUACGCGACCUUUACUUACAGAAGAGACAAAUAGGCCAACACCUUAAACGUGAAGUGUUUAACUUUGCGUGUGAACUUGCAGAGUGCCGCGCCGGAGAAACCUUCAUAGUUAUUGUCGAUGGCAUUGAGUGGGUUGCUACAGUUCCAAGGCGCAGCAAGCCAGACGAUCUCGUAUCAAUGAGAUUCUCGGCUGGCAAUCAGGUGGAGAAGACGCUAGUCGGAAUGCUUGGUAGUGGCGCCAGGGAGGAGAGCCUUAAGAGGUACAUCCGUGAAGGAUUGGCGAUGAAGACAAACGAAUACAAAGAGCGGCUCAGGGGCAUGAGCCAUGAUGCCGCUCUGGCGUUUGUCAUGGACCACAUAAGACACACCACACCAGCCCAAGGACAGAUUGGUCGCGAGGACAACAUGACGUACCAUUGGCCCAUGCGGCCAUGGACUCGACUGUAUGAUGAGGCAGCCAGCGCGGCUGACAGGACCAUGACAACGGGGAAUGAAGAAGCUUUGAAGGCUGGUGAGGAGGUGGUGACCUCCGGGGGAGCUGAGGGAGGUGAUGCUGCCAUGGUGGACCCGGUGAAGCACGGCGGCACUGGUGAUGCUGGAGAGUAUGGGGUGUCCGAGGAUGGCACAGAGGUCUCUGGUGCUGGCCAGAGCAAUGGGCUGGCCCCUUCAGAAGCAGGCGAACAGUCAGAGGAGCUGGUUCAUCGAGGCUUUGGUGUGUGCAACGAGACCAGGAAGAGAAAGCGGGCCCCAAACAUGACCCGGCUGGUGGCGGACGAUGAGGAGCAGCAACGGGAGAUAGACAGGGGACACAAUGAUACAGAUGAUGCCGCUCCACGGUAUCCACGCAUGGCAGGACAGCAGGAGGAGGACGCCCGUGGCGGACGAGCUGCCAUGCCCAGCCCACGGUUUCCGUGCACGGUAAGACAGCAGGAGGAGGACGCCCGUGGCGGUGAGGCGGCUGCUGUGCCAUCCCCGUCGGCUGCAGGACGAGCUGCCAUGCCCAGCCCACGGUUUCCGUGCACGGAGGGGGGCGCAUCUGCUACUGUGCAGCUGCCACCGCCGGCGCCUGAGGAUGCCCGUGGCGGUGAGGCGGCUGCUCAAGCAGCAGACGAGAGGAGGAGACUGCUGCCCAAUGAUGAAGCACACCUUGAGCGAGAGAUCCGCCGCAUGGCUGGUGCGGUGGUGUCCUAUUGGGAGUCUCGCCAUCGGCGAAGGCCCACCAGGAACCGGGCCAUCCAGUCAUCAUCAGACUCGGACGUGGAAUCUGAGCCGGAACCAGAGGACAGCCAUGUACUGGAAACAGACCUUUUCACGCACACGAUAGACAUGGUCCCGGUGAUGCUUGACAAGGAGGGGUUUGCGGUAGUAGAUGAUCCCCACCUCGCCUCUCUGAUCACUCCUGAUGUUCCCACAAGCGCCACUGAGCUCGUGUCAGGCGAUAAGGCAGCAGCAAUAUUUCAGCGUGGAGACCUUCCCUCGCGGCAGGGAGGGCUACCACGGCUUACCCAUGAGGGCAGGCUCCGACUCAGCAAUGGAACCGGGAGGCGUAUGAUGGUCAAGCUGGACAAGGUGCAGCCGGGGCCUAGCCUGUCGAACAUAGCAUCCUACGUGGAGGGUGUUAUCCAAGACAUAGUGGAGCGGAUCCCUGGCUUGCACCUGGUCAAGCCUGGCUCUCGUUACUACCUGGCUGAGGAUGUUGCGCCUUGCCGAGUGCACAUCUUGCCACACCCCAGCUUCAGGGUAUCCUGUCCUCCAGUAUUUGAUCGCGGGCGACUUUCCAUCGAGGUCUCCACCAUUGCGGGGCGGAUCACCGUGGUCCCUGUCGGUGGUGUUUGGGCCGGCCCUUGCCGCCCCCGCGCCUGCGCCGGCGCGGGGGUUACGUGGCGCUACUGGCGUACAGUCGAGUCCCUUUUCUGCAAGGCUGGUUCCGCAGGGUGGCUCGGCGGCGCUGGUGGGUCACUCUCCAUGUCGUCUGGCUCUGCGCGGGGAUGGUGUGGCUUCUUCGUGGUCGUGCUCCACAUGACAGGUGCGAAUUAUGCGCUAAAGUGCGCGUCGAAUUCCGCGGCUAAUUGUACGUUGGAUUGCGCGUCGAAUUGCGGGUUUAGAGCUGUGCGAAUCGCGCUGUAUGAAGCGCGUACGGCAUUCAUUCCGACGCGGAAGCGCGUUUUGAAGCGCGCAUCGAAUUAUGCAACAAAGCGCGCGUUGAAUCCCGCGGCUGAUUGUACGUUGAAUUGCAUGUCUAAUUGCGCGUUUAGAGCUAUGCGAAUCGCGCUGUAUGAAGCGUGUACGGCAUUCAUUCCGACGCGGAAGCGCGUUUUGAAACGCGCAUCAAAUUAUGCGCUAAAGCGCGCGUCGAAUUCCGCGGCUAAUUGUACAUUGAAUUGUGCAUCGAAUUGCGCAUUUCUUCUAGUCAGCGGUCUAGAUUCAUCGUGCUGUAUGAAGCGCGUACGGCAUUCAUAUGAAGCGCGCAUCGAAUUAUGCGCUAAAGUGCGCGUCGAAUUCCGCGGCUAA
Messenger RNA from Volvox carteri f. nagariensis, 2543 nucleotides. RefSeq names its product jordan transposition protein-like protein (gene jtnpB7-1). Bases 6 to 2543 code for a protein of 845 amino acids. The record is from RefSeq and is a predicted model, not a curated record. NCBI's taxonomy places the organism in Eukaryota, Viridiplantae, Chlorophyta, Chlorophyceae, Chlamydomonadales, Volvocaceae. The transcript has 15 exons.